AUGAAGUUUUGGAAAUUAUCUUCGUACGUGUUAGCAGCACUCGUUUCUGCCGCUGCCGCAUCUGGCCCAUCCGAUGGCGAUGCCAUUGCUGAUCCAAACUCAGCUGUGGUGAAAUUAACUGCCGCUGAUUACCAAUCUUUCAUUGAUUCCAAUCCGUUGGUUUUGGCGGAAUUUUUCGCCCCAUGGUGUGGAUACUGUAAACAGUUGGCUCCAGAGUUUACCAAGGCUGCCAACUCGCUCAACGAAACCAACCCCAAUAUCAAGUUGGCACAGGUGGAUUGCACAGUUGAAGAGGAAUUGUGUAUGCAACAUGAAAUUAGAGGCUACCCAACAUUGAAGGUGAUCCGUGGCUCUGAAAACAAGCCAGACGACUAUGAUGGUCCAAGAGAGGCCUCUGGUAUUGUAGACUACAUGGUGGCCCAGUCCAAGCCCGCAGUUCAAACCAUCGAGUCUGCUGAUGCUGCCGUUGCUGCCAUCGCCGACCUCAAGAAACCUGCUGUGAUCCAGAUUUUGCCAGCAGACUAUAAGGAGGGCAAACAAAAGGAAAAUUCCACUUACUUCGACGUGGCUCUGGCUCGCAGAAAGGAGUUGACAUUCCUCACAAUUCAGGACUCCGACGCUGUCAAGGCCUUGCAAGACAAAUUCAAGAGCUUGAAGGCCAGUAAGUCUCCCGUGUACAUUGCGAUUCAGCCAGGUGCAGACGACGUAGUACCAUUGGCUGAGAAGUUCUCCAAGGAUGCUUUAGAAAAGUUCAUCACCACAGAGAAGGUUCCUUACUUUGGUGAAAUCAACCGUGAAACCUACUUGGCCUACAUGACGUCUCCAAUCCCUCUCGCCUACUAUUUCUACAACAGUCCAGACCAGAAGGAAGCUUUGGAGAAGACCUUCAAUGACUUGGGUAAGAAGUACCGUGGAAAGCUUAACUUUGUUGGAUUGGACGCCACUUUGUUUGGUCGUCAUGCCGAGAUCUUGAGCAUGGACCCUGAAACCAUUCCCUUGUUCGCUAUCCAAGACGUGGAAGCCAACAAGAAGUACGGUCUCGACCAAAAGAAGAACCCUAACCCUUCAGCUAAGGCCAUUACUAAAUUUGUUGAGGACUUCGUUGCCGGCAAGUUGUCGCCAAUCAUCAAAUCCCAGCCAUUGCCUACUGAAGAAGAAGUUGCUGCCCAGCCUGUUGUCAAGUUGGUGGCCCACAACUACGAAUCUAUCGUCAAGGACACAUCAAAAGAUGUCUUUGUCAAGUAUUACGCCGAAUGGUGUGGUCACUGUAAACAAUUGGCCCCUACCUGGGACGAAUUGGCCAGCAUCUACGACUCGAACAAGCCAGAUGCCAACGUCGUCAUUGCCAAGUUGGAACACCCAGAGAAUGAUGUCGAUGUUCCUGUACCAAUCGAAGGUUACCCAACUAUUUUGUUGUACCCUGCCAACGGUGAAAUUGACGAGAAGACCGGAUUGAGAGUCCCAGUUACUUUCAAUGGUGCUCGUAACCUUGAAGCCUUGAUCGAUUUUGUCAAAGAGAACGGUGGACACAAGGUGGAUGGCCAUGCUUUGAAGGAAGCUAAGGGAGGUGUUGUAGAAGACGAAGAUGACGAAGUGGUUGAGGAGAAGAAGGAAGAACAAGAAGAAAAGGAUGUCGACCACGACGAGUUGUAA
This is a messenger RNA of Meyerozyma guilliermondii ATCC 6260, 1653 nucleotides long. RefSeq names its product protein disulfide isomerase (gene PDI1). NCBI's taxonomy places the organism in Eukaryota, Fungi, Ascomycota, Pichiomycetes, Serinales, Debaryomycetaceae. Gene Ontology annotation, cellular component: endoplasmic reticulum. The transcript has a single exon. The record is from RefSeq and is a predicted model, not a curated record. Gene Ontology annotation, molecular function: protein disulfide isomerase activity. Bases 1 to 1653 code for a protein of 550 amino acids. Gene Ontology annotation, biological process: response to endoplasmic reticulum stress; protein folding.